Messenger RNA from Pelobates fuscus (common spadefoot toad), 1403 nucleotides. Its product is annotated as saccharopine dehydrogenase-like oxidoreductase. Gene Ontology annotation, cellular component: lipid droplet; mitochondrion; plasma membrane. NCBI's taxonomy places the organism in Eukaryota, Metazoa, Chordata, Amphibia, Anura, Pelobatidae. The record is from RefSeq and is a predicted model, not a curated record. The transcript is spliced from 12 exons. Bases 38 to 1306 code for a protein of 422 amino acids. Gene Ontology annotation, biological process: glycolipid biosynthetic process.
UCUAUUCUAGCAGGUAGUAUCACUUGUUUCUGUCGCCAUGGCUAGUGAAGCACCUGCAACUACUCGCCAGUACCAGUUUGUGGUCUUUGGGGCUUCCGGUUUUACCGGGCGCUAUGUGGUGGAAGAGCUGGCUCGGGUGAUGAUCGAGGGAGAGACGAAAACCCCCAAACUCCGCUGGGCAGUGGCAGGAAGGAGCCAGGUCAAGCUGGAAGAAAUCGUGGCACGGUUGGCCCGCAAAAUCGGAAAACCACAACUUAAAUCUGAGAUUGGCAUUCUAAUAUGUGAUGUUGAUGAUUACGCCACUCUCACCAGAAUGUGUAAAAAGGCUGCUAUAGUCCUGAACUGUGUCGGACCUUACACUUUAUAUGGUGAGCCUGUGAUAAAGGCUUGUAUUGAGAACGGCGCAAACUAUCUUGAUCUUUGUGGAGAACCUCAGUUCCUAGAAGAAAUGUACCUAAAAUAUGACAAGAAGGCAGCUGAAAAGGGAGUAUAUAUUGUUGGCAGUGCAGGUUUUACCUCCAUUGUGGCAGAACUUGGAGUCUUGUUCACUAAAAGCAAAAUGGAAGGUACUCUGACUGCAGUUGAAAGCUUCUUCUAUAAUGUGCCAGAGUCGGUGAUCUAUCAUAAUGGGUCAUGGAAAUCCUUUGUUCAUGGAAUUGGGUACCAGAAUAGUCUUAAGAAGAUCAAAAAUCAAAUGUCACACAAACCCCUUCCUGUCUUCUGUAAAACAUUAAAGAGGGAUCCAGGACUAUAUGCAAUUCCUCUUUUGGGAGCAGAUACCUCUGUGGUUACAAGGACCCACCGAUACCUGUAUGAACAUCUUCAGGAAUCACCAGUGUAUUACUCAGCAAACGUAGCAGUGAGUAGCUUUGUAUCAGCAGUGUUGCUGACUCUUGCUGUAUUCCUCAUGUCACUUCUUGCAACAUUUUCCUGGGGGAGAAAUAUUCUUAUAAAGUAUCCUAGGUUCUUCUCAUGUGGAACAUUUUCAGCAGAAGGACCAACACAACGACAGAUUGAUGAAACCUCUUUUAAAAUCAAAUUCAUUGGUGAGGGCUGCAGUAAAGGCAGGGAUGGACAGAAAGACAUUCCAGAUCUUAAAAUCCGCACAGAAGUCUCAGGGCCAGAAGCUGCUUAUGUGACUACUCCUAUAGUAAUUGUACAGGCUGCAAUGACCAUCUUCAAGGAGCCAGGUGCUCUACCAAAGGGGGGUGGUGUAUUCUCUCCUGGGGCAGCAUUCUCAAAAACAAGAAUCAUUGAUCGUCUCAGGAAAGCAGGCCUUCACUUUGACAUAAAAAUAAAAAACUAAACUGCUAUGCUGAUGCAAUAUGUCUAACUGGAAAUGACCUAUGGCACAGGAACAAAUGUAUAAGUGUAUGUUCUGAUUGUAUUUAAUAAACUGUACU